Molecule: messenger RNA, 948 nt
Organism: Sporothrix schenckii 1099-18
Lineage: Eukaryota; Fungi; Ascomycota; Sordariomycetes; Ophiostomatales; Ophiostomataceae
Exons: 2
Coding region: 1-948 (315 amino acids)
Biological process (GO): tRNA aminoacylation; regulation of translational fidelity
Molecular function (GO): Ser-tRNA(Ala) deacylase activity; aminoacyl-tRNA ligase activity; ATP binding
Source: RefSeq, a predicted model, not a curated record
AUGACCGCACCCGCCCACACGGAGCUCGUGUUCCAUCACGACGCCAAGCGCUACACGCUGCCGACGACGGUGGUCGCCGUGCUGCCGUUUGCGUCGCUGGCGUCGGCCAACAAGGCACUCUUCAAGCAGGGCCUUCAGGAGGAGGCCGACGGCCAAGAGACGCCCUACUAUGCCGUCGUGACCGAGGCCACCAUCUUCCACCCGCAGGGCGGCGGGCAGCCGUCGGACGUCGGGACGAUGACGGCGACGACUGCGGCGGAUGGCGAGGGCGGGGGUGUCCACACACCGGCGUCUGUGGUGUUUGACGUCUUGUCAGCACGCACCGACGCCGUCCACCCCAGCCAGGUGCUGCACUUUGGCCGGUUCACGACGGGCUCCGACGACACCGACAACACCAGUGGCAGUUUCAGUUUUGCGGCCGGCACGCCCGUCACGCAGGCCAUUGACGUCGCCAAGCGGGUCCUCUACUCGCGCCUGCACACAGCGGGCCACGUCCUCGGCUCGGCCGUCCGCCACCUCGUCGAGCAGCAGGUGGAGGGCUUCGACGAGCUCAAGGCGUCGCAUUUCCCCGACGCGGCGUCGUGCGAGUUCCGCGGCAAGAUUGACGGCCACUGGAAGGACCCCAUCCAGGCGCGUCUCACCGAGUACAUUGCGCGAGCGAUGCCCGUCGAGAUUGACUGGUGGGACGCCGCGGAUUUCCGCAAGAACGGACUGGAGCGGCUGAUUCCGCAACCGGCCGCACCGUCGUCGUCGUCGUCGACGACGACUUCGGCAGCGCCCACGGACAAGUGGCGGAUUGUGCGGAUCGUGGGCGCCGAGGUGUACCCGUGCGGCGGCACACAUGUGGACUCGACGGACCUCUGCGGGGAGACGCGGGUGACCAAGAUUUCGCGGUCCAAGGGGAUCUCGCGGGUGUCGUAUGCGCUGGCCGACCCGGGGAAGGCAUAG